AUGCCGUCAGAUUCCUCCCAGAAGGAGUUCCUGGAAUUCCAGGCCUUGGCCGCAGAACAUGGUGCCACUGAGAUCCGCUGGAUCCCCGGCCACACCAACAUCCCAGGUAACGAGCAGGCAGACGCCUUAGCAAAGGCAGGAACCUCUCAACCCGAGCCUGCAGACGCUCUCCCGACGCUGGCAUAUCUGCGCAAGGUCGCUAGGCAGCGACCAAAAGACGCAUUCAAAGCCUGGUGGGAAGUUUCUGCACCCCAACAGUACAGGGUCCUCGACCUCGAUGCCACGACUGGCUGCCCGCCAGAACUUACCAUUCCACGACCUCUGCUCCACCAUCUGCUCGCAGCAAGAACCCACCACGGGACUUCGCUGAUUACCACGAAAGGUUGA
Hirsutella rhossiliensis is the source of this 387-nucleotide messenger RNA. Its product is annotated as RNase H domain-containing protein. Bases 1 to 387 code for a protein of 128 amino acids. Gene Ontology annotation, molecular function: RNA-DNA hybrid ribonuclease activity; nucleic acid binding. The transcript has a single exon. The record is from RefSeq and is a predicted model, not a curated record. NCBI's taxonomy places the organism in Eukaryota, Fungi, Ascomycota, Sordariomycetes, Hypocreales, Ophiocordycipitaceae.